Messenger RNA from Solea senegalensis (Senegalese sole), 689 nucleotides. RefSeq names its product monocyte chemotactic protein 1B-like. Gene Ontology annotation, cellular component: extracellular region. Gene Ontology annotation, molecular function: chemokine activity; CCR chemokine receptor binding. NCBI's taxonomy places the organism in Eukaryota, Metazoa, Chordata, Actinopteri, Pleuronectiformes, Soleidae. Gene Ontology annotation, biological process: cellular response to tumor necrosis factor; positive regulation of ERK1 and ERK2 cascade; neutrophil chemotaxis. Bases 166 to 465 code for a protein of 99 amino acids. The transcript has 3 exons. The record is from RefSeq and is a predicted model, not a curated record.
AUUAAUGAUGUCCCCGUGGAAAGAGGGUCUUUCCCCGCCGACGAUGCUGAGCGGCAUAAAUAUGGGAUCACACUGCUCAGAGGACAGGCUGGUGAAUCUCAACUGGGACAUUCAGUUUUUACUACACCGUAAAAGGAACACUCAGAGACACUCGCACACAUCAGGAUGGCUGCUCCUCGUCUGAUUCUGUCCAUGUUUGUGCUGAUGCUGGCUGCCAUCACUUUUAGUGAAGGUGUGCGUGGUAUUGGGCGUGGCAAGUGCUGCUUUCGUUUCAACGAGACUCCACUGCCUAAGGAAAAAGUGGUCAGCUACAUCAGGACCAACCAGCGCUGCACCAACUCGGCUGUCCUGUUCAAGACCGUGGCAGGUCGUCAGCUGUGUGCCAAACCGUCCAACCCCUGGGUGCGAGAGCUCAUCGACUAUCUGGACACCAAAGCCAUCCCGGGCCAGGCGUCCAACCUGUAACCAUAGCAACAUCAAACCCAGAGCAAGGGUCACCCAUGAUGACAAUGAAAAUGUGUUUUGAUGCUACAACUAUUCCUUUUAAACUAAGUUGUGUUUUGUAUGCUAGUACGUUGACCAUCUGAUCUGGGGUAAUAAUCAUGUCUCAGCUCUAUGCAAACUAUAAAUCUAAGAUAACAUUUACAUAUAUAGCAUACAUCAUAUGCUAUGUUAAAAAAAUACUUUAC